GCCGGUACCGGCGCCUCAGGGUUCGGCUCACGUGCGCAGGACCGGUGGGGGCGGCAGCGCGGGCGCCUGCGGGUUCCCCGCCCGCCAUGGAGCGGCUGACGUUGCCUCCCGGCGGCGCGGCGGCGGUGGACGAGUACCUGGAGUACCGGAGAAUUGUCGGCGAGGAUGAUGGCGGGAAACAAUUUACUCCUGAAGAAUAUGAAGAAUACAAAAGAAAAGUCAUACCCAUACGUCUACUGAACAGAUUGUUCGUGAGCUGGCGAUCGCCGACUGGAGUGGACUGUAAACUUGUGGGUCCAGAGACACUGUGUUUUUGUACACAUAGGUAUAAGCAACAUAAAACUGACUUUGAAGUGAUUCCUCAGCGGCGCCCCAUCAGUCUGCCGUGCCGAGUGCCGGGCUGCCUGUGCCGGGCUUACCUCUACGUGCCCCUCAGUGGGGCACAGCCCAUUCGUUGCCGGUGCAAGCACCUUGCCGAUCAGCACAGUGCAGCGCCAGGCUUAGUCUGCAAUGCCUGCUCUAAGUGUUCGGGAUUUCACAGUUGCUUCACGUGUGCCUGUGGUCAGCCCGCACAUGCCCAUGACACAGUAGUGGAAACGAAGCAGGAAAGACUGGCUCAGGGGAAACCAGUGGGACGGGACGUUCCUUAUGCAGCAAUGGGAGGACUAACUGGCUUCAGCUCGCUGGCGGAAGGCUACCUGCGGCUGGAUGACAGCGGAAUUGGUGCACCUUCAGUUGAAGUUUUAGAUGCUUCAGUUACAGCCACGGACCAUCCAUUUCUAAGAGCAUUUCAAGCAUCAUCUAACUCUCCUCCAGAAACACUCAGAGAUGGAGGUACAAGCAGCCAGGUUCCUUCCUUAAGGAAACCCGAAGAGGACGACAUGGCUUUCUUUGAAAGAAGAUACCAGGAAAGGGUGUUACUGAAAUCUGCUCUGGCUCUGAGAGAGAAAGAGAUGGAAAAAAGAAGAGGGAGACGAGUUGGGAACAUGCACAUCCGAACAAGCCAUAUUUUAGAAAUGCAGUUAGGUCCCUUCAACCAUCAGAUUUUGGCUUCUGAAUUUUUCAGCUUAACCACUAAAUAACUGUACGGUGACUGAUAAAUAAGACAUGAGUCCAAAUGAGAUAAAAAUGGAAAAGGCUGCUAAGCAGAAAGGAAAAGCACCAUUGUCAUCAACUACAAGACCUUCAUGAAGAGACUAGGGAAAUAAAAAAAAAAAUCAUCCAAGUAUGUGUUUUGUGUUAAUUAUUUAAAUGUAAUAAUACAGUUUAUUUUCCCUCAAAUCACUUAGUUCUUUUACCAUUUAAAAAUGUCUUCUUGGAUGUUUCCUUAAUUUAUUUAAAAAAGUGAAAAUAUAUUACUUUUGUCAAAAUUCAUGCUUUAUUACUUUGUAUAUAUUUUUAUCUCUUCUAACAAAUAAGAUUAUUUCCAUAUUAAUCAAAGCCUUAAAGGACAGUAAAUAUUUUGUCUACAACACUUUAACUUUUCUCAGGCUAUUUAAAAAAUUAAAGAUGCUAUUGAUGGUUUUGAAGAAAUAUGUAAGUAUUUUAUUCAAAACAGUUACAUUAAAAAUCCUUAAUUUUUUAUUUUUCAAACUUUGUAAUGUUGAUUUAUG
Sus scrofa (pig) is the source of this 1613-nucleotide messenger RNA. RefSeq names its product family with sequence similarity 221 member A (gene FAM221A). The record is from RefSeq and is a predicted model, not a curated record. NCBI's taxonomy places the organism in Eukaryota, Metazoa, Chordata, Mammalia, Artiodactyla, Suidae.